UGGGUGAAAGCCAGAUAUCCUAACCGCUGGACGACAAUGGAUUUUUUACCUUCAAUUCUUCUAGUUAUUACUUGAAAUUUCAUCAAUCUAUAUGAGACAUUUCCAUCAAAUGCAGAGAGAAAAUGCUGUUGAUAACUUCCGGUCUGGUAAAACAUGGGUUUUGAUCGCCACCGAUGUUAUUGCCCGUGGCAUGGAUUUCAAAGGUGUCAGUUGUGUGAUCAACUACGAUUUUCCAGAUUCUGCAGCUGCUAUAUUCACAGGAUUGGCCGUUCUGGUGGAGCCGGGAGGAGUGGAGAGUCCAUAACUUUAUAUACAGAAGCCGAUGUUCCAUUUUUGAGAAACGUAGCCAAGGUCAUGGCUGAUUCUGGUUGUGAGGUACCCUCAUAGACACGGCCGGUCCUGUGAUUGUCGGGGCCUGAGACGAAGUCCGUAAAUUAGGCUAAGACCAAAUCAACGUAAAUGCAAAAUUCAACACCCAUUGCUAACUUAGUAUAUUGUAUAUGAUACUAGAGUAUUACACGAUUACUUACACAACUAGCUAUGAGGUUACGAACCGAGGUGGGGGGGGGUGGGGAGAGAAGAAAGGGGAAGGUCUUUCUUUUUAUGGGCUUGAUUUUGAACAAAUUCUAAAAUGAUAAAAAAAAAAAAAUUGUUUUAUUGUUCCUGAUGCACCAAUGUUACAUGAUGCAAGCAAGAAGUUUGGCCCUUGCAAGUUUACAAUCUGAGAGGAUUGAAUGUGCUCCUGAUUGACAUGAUUAUAAAUUUAUAAUGAGUCCUAUACUAAGAGUUUAUUAUAACUA
This is a messenger RNA of Olea europaea var. sylvestris, 800 nucleotides long. RefSeq names its product DEAD-box ATP-dependent RNA helicase 57-like. Bases 154 to 387 code for a protein of 77 amino acids. The record is from RefSeq and is a predicted model, not a curated record. NCBI's taxonomy places the organism in Eukaryota, Viridiplantae, Streptophyta, Magnoliopsida, Lamiales, Oleaceae. The transcript is spliced from 2 exons.